AUGGACAGUGCCGCAAUCAGCUCCCAACCCCAUGCCGGGAGCCAGAAAGAUCAUGAGAUGGAGAAAGAAGACAUAUUUGGAUGCUCCUUUACUAACGACAUUCUUAAGAUGAUGUUUGUCUCCGGAGAGACAGCAGAGCCGUCCCCUGAGACUACCACUUUGAUUGAAGAGAUUACCCGACAACAAGUGAUAGAAAUUCUUACCCGCAGCACCGCAUUGGCAACCCGCCGUGGAGUUCGCUCGAUCUCUACUGACGACCUAAUUUUCCUGAUUCGCCACGAUAAGGCUAAGGUAUCCCGUCUGCGAACCUUCCUGUCCUGGAAGGAUGUCCGCAAGAAUGUCAAGGAUUCCGACGACAAGGGUGGUGGUGACGCCGCCGACUUUGCUGCCGCUGACGAUGCAGCUGGUGUUGUUGCAGGCCCCGCAGACGUGGCCCCCAAGCCCAAGAACAAGCGCGCCAAGGUCGGACUUGCGUGGGAUGUCAACAGUUUCUACUCCGUCCAGGUCCCCGAGCGUGAAGAUGAAGAGGAUGAAGAAGAAGAGGAGCAGAACUACGCAACCCUCCAGCGUCUUGCCGCCGCCGAUGAACGCACCCGCCACAUGACACGGGAGGAGUAUGUAUUCUGGUCCGAGUGUCGUCAGGCUUCCUUCACCUACCGCAAGAGCAAGCGAUUCCGCGAGUGGGCAGGCUUCGGCAUCGUGACCGAAUCCAAGCCAAACGAUGACAUUGUUGACAUCCUCGGAUUCCUUACCUUCGAGAUCGUCCAGACUCUGACGGAGGAGGCACUCAAAGUCAAGGAGCGCGAAGACAACGAGAAGCACCGUCGCGGAGGUGCCGAAGCCGGUGAGAACAUGAAAAAGCGGAAGCGCGAGACUGGCCUGUUCGACCCACCCGAGGAGGGGCGCACUCCCAUUGAGCCACGACACGUUCGUGAGGCCUAUCGCAAGCUGCAGGCUACUCCCCAAAAGGCCAAAGCUAUGCUGUUGCACAAUGGCCGUGUUCCUUGCCGUUUCCCUCUUGCUUUGAUUUAA
Messenger RNA from Penicillium hordei, 1032 nucleotides. RefSeq names its product transcriptional regulator SPT3. Gene Ontology annotation, molecular function: protein heterodimerization activity; transcription coregulator activity. Gene Ontology annotation, cellular component: SAGA complex. Gene Ontology annotation, biological process: transcription by RNA polymerase II. Lineage: Eukaryota; Fungi; Ascomycota; Eurotiomycetes; Eurotiales; Aspergillaceae. The record is from RefSeq and is a predicted model, not a curated record. The transcript has 3 exons. The coding region runs from base 1 to 1032 and encodes 343 amino acids.